Messenger RNA from Dunckerocampus dactyliophorus (ringed pipefish), 2014 nucleotides. It is a transcript of the gene tpd52l2b, whose product is annotated as tpd52 like 2b. Lineage: Eukaryota; Metazoa; Chordata; Actinopteri; Syngnathiformes; Syngnathidae. The transcript has 9 exons. Gene Ontology annotation, cellular component: cytoplasm. The record is from RefSeq and is a predicted model, not a curated record. Bases 185 to 868 code for a protein of 227 amino acids.
GAUGUCUGCUAACCUUACCAGGAUCAUUUUUAGCUGAGCUGGCUGUGGAGGGCUUCCUGUGAGUUGUAGUCAGUCUACUAGCAGACCUCUUCUCCUCCCCCCAGGUGGAAGAACCAGGCUACUGCUACACACUUCUACACGCAGGCUCAACACCGACUUCCAGCUUUUUGUUCCAGUCGACGCCAUGGAUCCCGCCGGUCAAGAUAUCAACCUAAACUCGCCCAACAAGGGUCUGCCCGUGGAAAAUUCCGGCGGCCUGUCGGAUGUUCCGGUGGAGGGAGCUCUGGGGAACUCGGGCAACCCCCUUCCGCCAGGCCUGACAGAGGAGGAGGCAGAGGAGCUCCGUACUGAGCUGGGCAAGGUGGAGGAGGAGAUCAGCACGCUGCGUCAGGUUCUGUUGGCCAAAGAAAAACAUGCCCUGGCGCUCAAGAGAAAACUGGGCCUCAGCCCGCUCAACGAACUCAAGCAGAAUCUCAGCAAGAGCUGGCAGGAUGUCCAGACCUCCAACGCAUAUCUGUCUGCCUCGGCUACUUUGGAUGACAUUUCCCACUCGGAAGCAUAUAAAAAGACUCAGGAGACGCUCUCCCAGGCGGGGCAGAAGACGACCGCAGCCAUCACCACCAUGAGCUCGGCCAUCAGCAGGAAACUGGGUGACAUGAGAGCGCUUCCUUUCUCCAAUUCUUUUAGUAGCAACUAUUCCAUUCGCCACUCCAUAAGUAUGCCAGCUAUGAGGAACUCUGCCACCUUCAAGUCGUUUGAGGACAAAGUGGGCAACCUGAAGUACAAGGUGGUGGGCCCCCGAGGGGAUGGCAGCACCGCCGGCUCUCCCACCGACUCCACCCCCACUCAGGAGAACCCGCCUUUCUGAAUCCACCCUCGCCGCCGCCUUCCUCACCACCUGGGACUCUUCUCACCGCCUCACUUUGCAGAGAUGCCAACCUUUUGACCCUCGCGUGGUUCGAAGGCCUCCGCUUUUGCCUCAACCGGAACCAUUUUAGCGACCCGUUUUUGUUCCUCCCAUGAGUGAGCGCUUUUGUUGCUUCCGUCUACUUCCUGUCCACCCUCGUACACAUCUGUCGCCGCUAGCAUCUCAGCCCCGCUCCUCCUCACAUCGGCUCAUGCAGGAACACUCGCAGGUUAGUGAUUAGCGCUUAGCACGGAAGGAGGAUGGCGCACACCUCACCUCAGUCGAGCAUCCAAACCACACUCCCACACCAGAGAAGAAAAAACAUGUUUUGUGUGCUAUCAAGUUUUUACAUUUAAUUGGCGAGAAGAGCAAGCCGCCAGCAGGGGACAGCGUGGGAGGAAACGUUGACGAGUCUUUCAAACACAAACUGGAAACGUUUGCUAGAGCGACCCGCUAGCUUUUGCCGCGCCACAUGCUGAAUGUUGAUGCUUUUUUCUGGGCCUUAAAUCCUCGUCCUCCAAACAAAAAAAAGAAUUGACUUUUUUUUUCUUAGUGUUAACUUGCUCCGCCAUGUUGGACAGAAGCCCUGACUGGAGUUAGCUGCUAGCCGUUUUGUCAGGCCAAUUAAAUGAAACACACUCUACACUGGAACAGCUACAUAGAUGCUAAACAACCACACGUGUCUGGACAUAAGAGAGGCAGCGUGACACUCCUCAUUUUAAUAUUUAAAUGCCAUCCAGCAUUUGCUUGUAAGCUGUUAAAAGGAUCACAGAUUUUGGUAUUUGGCGUUCUCUUCCUCACGGUGUUGUUACUUUCUUUACUUUGUGUGUCAAAAAAAGAACACGUUGCCAACCUUUUAGUGUGUCUGUUACUCAGCUUGUGAGGCUGCUUAUGUUUGUGUUGUCACACCAACUGGAGAUGAUAAAUUAGUGGAGAGCUGGGUCGUUAAAGAAGUGUGUGUGUGUGUGUGUGUCAGAAGAGUGGAUGACUGGUAGCUUUAUUGUGGACCUGGAUUAGAAUAUUAUUAUUAGUGGUCACAUGGGGGAAACUAUGGUCAAUGACUUUUGUUCUGUUUGAUUUAUCAAUAAAGCAUUCCUUUAAAAUCCA